Pomacea canaliculata is the source of this 5658-nucleotide messenger RNA. Its product is annotated as mucin-5AC-like. The transcript is spliced from 9 exons. Bases 1 to 5658 code for a protein of 1885 amino acids. The record is from RefSeq and is a predicted model, not a curated record. Lineage: Eukaryota; Metazoa; Mollusca; Gastropoda; Architaenioglossa; Ampullariidae.
AUGGGAGCUGAGGAGAUCAAUACCCUCGACACGGAGGCAAUCAGUAAAACUCUGGCACCCAGAUCUCAACAAGGUGUUCAUGUGACAGCAGUGCACAUACCGUGCUGCCUUGUCCUCAAGUGUAUGUACUACUGUCUUCGCAAUGACACUUCACAGUGGAGUAAAACACAUCUCUCGGGGCUUGAUUCUUCAAAACCUAAAGCUGAGACCAUCAUUUGGCCGAAGCAAGAAUUUUAUGUGCUUAAGACGUUAGAAGACCUCAGGUAUGCCCAAGAUGGCUUUCAUGGAACGCAGAAGCAAUAUAAUCCUUUUAACAAAUUCGGAAAUGAAGAUAAGACAGACACCAGCAGUCAGUCAACUACACUCCUUACUCUGCAUGCAGUCGUCAUGGUGGAAGUGACGACAGCAACGUCUCAAGACAAGGUCAGCAUCUAUCAACAGUCUUCCCCUUCCACAGACUCUGCUUCAUCCACAGGAAGCCCUGCUAAGCUUUUGUCAUCUAGCAUUUGGUCUGGAGUGACAAAUGAUUCAGAAUUUAAUGACCAAACAGAAAAGAAAACUAACUAUUCCACUGGAGAGUUUGAUGGAACCGAACAUGUCACACAAGAUGGAUUUCCGAGCCUUGCGUCUGCAGUUACUUUGGAACAAAGUGUUUUAACAUCUCUGCAAGGAUCUUUUACAGGAGAUAACUCCACAACAGACAUGACAGAGCAACAAGAAAGGACAACUCUAGAUAAAGACGAGCAAGUGUCUACGGAUCCACCGACAGACGAUGAUACAACCGACACCAAAGUCGAGGUAGAAUACAACACCACGGAGUCCAAACCGUGGACAAAGGACAGGAAUGUAGAAGCAGCGCCAUCAGGAGGCGACACACCAGUCACAGGCCACGUGACACACACAGCAUCAGGGACAGACCCCACAAGCACACACAGGACACUACUGGCAGAUGGCUACAGCACAGAUGCAACAGAUGCAGGUGAAAACACCACGGAGGAAGCAAAGGUGGUAGAAUCUGAGGCCAGGAAGCCGACAUCACUGAUAAACUUGACAGCAACGACAGUAGUGAUGGAUGCCAGCAGCACACAUGCAGCAUCGAUGACAGAGAGCAGUGUUGUAGAGACAACUGUCUCUAACGUUGCUGGAAAAACAUCCGCGAUGGCUACCGACUUCACAAGUGAAACAACUGCGAGACAUCUUGUUACUACAGGAGAACUGUUGCUGACCGAAAAUAAUAGUGCACAUACGGCAAUGACGAGAGACAACACUGUGACAACAACACCAGCGACAGAUGACACUCUCACUGAAAGGACACUAGUGACAGACGACCAUAUGACUGUAACAACACAAGUGACAGGCUCCUCUGUCACUGAACCAAUACUAGUGACCGAAGAUUUCAUUACUGAGACUGCUCGACUGACUAAUAAUUCUGUCACAGAAAUGGCACUAGUAACAGAUUACAUUAACAUGGAUACGACACUAACGACAGACUACCCUGUCACUGAAGCAAUAGUAACGACGGAUGAUACUAUCAGUGAAACAGCAUUAGUGUCAGACGACCCUCUGACGGAAACAACACUUGCGACAGAAGACAUUACCACGGAGACAGGACUACAUUAUAACCUCACAAACACUUUACCAGUGACACGUGACAACAUCACAGAUGGUACUCCAGGUACACACAAUAUCACAGAUGGUACUCCAGGUACACACAAUAUCACAGAUGGUACUCCAGGUACACACAAUAUCACAGAUGGUACUCCAGGUACACACAAUAUCACAGAUGGUACUCCAGGUACACACAAUAUCACAGAUGGUACGCCAGGGACACACAGUAUCACAGAUGGUACGCCAGGGACACAUAGUAUCACAGAUGGUACUCCAGAGACACACAGUAUCACAGAUGGUACUCCAGGGACACAUAGUAUCACAGAUGGUUCUCCAGGGACACACAGUAUCACAGAUGGUUCUCCAGGGACACACAGUAUCACAGAUGGUACUCCAGGUACACACAAUAUCACAGAUGGUACUCCAGGGACACACAAUAUCACAGAUGGUACUCCAGGGACACACAAUAUCACAGAUGCCAGAUCAGUGACGGAUUAUCGUGUCACAAACACUUCACUGUCGACACAUUACAAUAUCACAUAUUCAACAUCAACGACCCACGACAGUGUUACAGAUCACACUAUCGUCCAUACACAACCUCUGAGUAAUGAGAGUUUCACACAUUACAGUGUGAAGGGUUCCAGUGUUACAGUACCAACAACAACCACUGACACCAAGCAGACUACUGGAGUUGCAUCCCACAGAAUUUCAGAUACCACCCUGCCAAGAGAUCACGUGUACGAGGACACAUCCAUUACAGACUAUGUUACAGACACAUCUAUAACAAAUAUUUUUGUUGAUGACACAGCGGCCAUGACAAAGGAUGGUAGUGCACACGCAGGAGAAGUGGGGGACUACAGUACUACAGAAAUGACUUCACUGAUGACAACCUUAGUGUGGAGACUAAGCAAAACAAAACUACAAAACACCAUGACAGACAUCAGUGAUGCUGAUGCAGGAACAACACCAUUAUCAGCAAACGUCUCAUCAUCUAUCACGAUUUCCACUUCUGAGUUUGUUGGCUCCGAGGCGAUGACAACAGGGUCUUCGGGGUUACUGACUGGUCCAGACUCAUCCCUGGAGAUGACAACCGUCAGGGUUUCUCCUCAAUAUAUUUCAGAAUCACUCCCGACUUCUGUCGAGCUACCACUACACCACACGUCUCCAACCCAGAGGACAGCAACAACGACAGGACUCGAACCAGAUUCGUAUUCCACACUGGAACUAAAAGGGUCUACUCCAGGGUUCGAAAAUACAGACGACUUUACCGCCGCCCAAGAAACACCGAGAACUUCAUCAGAAGCAGUGGCAACAUCAGAUACAACUUUACAAGGAAUAAGCGAGGAGUUGACAUCAACCUCAGCAAUGAGGCCUGCAACAACAACCACCCUACACGUGGAAGUAAAAGACACUUCAACAGAUGGAUUACGAACAGUAGAAACUCUGAACUCUACAUUAGAGGCAACAGACGAACCCACGACAUUUGUAGAUGCAUCAAGAAUGAUGAUGACAUCGCAUUCUACUCGGGUUACAUCAGGGGUUACAUCAGGUGUUACAUCAGACACCGCAGACUUACCAAAUUCUAGCUCAAGUGCCACAAGUGAUGAGGCAACUUCAACAUCACAGACUAAGAAAUCAAGUUUCUCCACUUCAGAGGCAACAAGUGAACCGAUGACCUGGACAGACUCAUCAGGACCUCAGUGGGUUACGAAUGGAGUAACGAUGUUGGAAAAGAACACAGAAACUACAAUGUCUGCACCUGAGAUUUCAAGCACAACUGAACCAGAGCUGGCAGCAACUUCAAAAACAAUCAUAGAUGUGAGUUUAAGCUCGAGGUCGUCACCAGAAGUCACAGCAGACGUGGGGACAGCCUCUGAUGUCACGAGAGAUUCCUCCACCCUCGCUACGCAAACAUCAGAAGUUCUUACAUUGGUGACAACUUUAGGUGCGUCUUUUGGAAACACAGAAACUUCACAUUCUGGAAAUUUUUCAGAAUCUGUAGAUGUGACAAAGUCCGUCAAAGACGGGAUCAGCACCACGGCCUUAUCAGAAUCGAGCUACCAAACUGAUUUUCGGGAUGUGUCAGAAACCGUAGACACAGGCUCUACCACGGAGAAAGCACGUGAUGUGAUACUCACAGAUUCUCCUAGUCUGCUGACAACUUCAAAGGAAACUCUAGAAACAAAGACCAUUCUGACCUCCCAGGAAGCUACAGGUGGUCUGGCAGCGUCCACAGAAACAACACUGAACGGAACUGAAUUCUUCCAAACGUCGCUAGACCUGACUUUAGAACCACCAGCAGAUCAAACAUUCACCACACUUUCAUCAACUUCAGAGUACGAACCCGAUUUCACAUCUUCAGAACCGUCGUUGAGACCUCUGAAAACUUCAGAGUCCACGAGUAGGUCUUUUACCUUCGAGGCAACACCCGUUUCAGAAGCAGUAACGAGCGAAGAAACACGAGGUGUGUCAGAGACACGGAAAACUGAAUCGUUUUGGAGUAUCUCAAGCCAAGAAUUGGUGUCAGGGUACGGGACAACGCAAGGUUCGCUUUCUGAUGUAUUAAGCCCGGAGACAAUAUCAGAGGGAGUGAGUUUGCAUGGGAUGACUGCAUCUUCGUUAGCUAUGUCCAGCCAGAAGACAGUGUCAGAACCAACGAAGGAACCUGAAAUGAAUUCCGGCUCCAGUAGUGAGAUUUUUACCUCUGCGUCACAAUCAACGAUAUUUUGGAUUGUCACAAGUCCGGUGCCAUCCUCAGAAGGGAUCAGCAAUGAAACAGCAUCAGACAGAGGUCAGCCUUCAGCAUCAGCUGCAUUGGUAUCGACUGAAAGCAGCAUUCCUGAAACCUCAUCAAGACCCGUGAACAUCAUUUCAACAUCGGAUUUGGGAGUUACAGCCAGGGAAACAACUCUGGAACUUACUUCAGGACGAAUCGGGGACACAUCUCACGUGUCUUUGGGACAUUCGGGACGUUCAGAUUCAGUUAUUGAGGCCCUCACUACGGAUGCUGUUGACAUCGCUUCCGAAACAAGCUUUGAUUUUACUUCCAGACCUUCAACUUCUUCGGAAACUGUAUCAAGUCCUGUAACGACUUCGAUGCUAACAGAUGUAACUGGUAAUCAACGGGUGUCAAAACCAACCUCAGGCAGUUCGACAAUUACAGAAUCUUAUGAAGUCACCACACAAUCACUUCGAGAGUCGACAGCAACAUCAGAAGCCACGUCUACGAGUUUGACAUCAACAUCUGACUCAGCGAUAACUGGGUCGACGACUAACAUGACGAGAGAGGGCAUCGUGUCAGACAGCACACAAGGAUCUGCGACAGACCGAGUGUCAACACCAGGGUGGACGAGUGAAGAGACAGAAUCAACAAGUGACUCAAAGCAUCUGACGUCAGAGUCAGUCACAGGGGAGACAAGCAUAGAGAACACAUCAGAAAUUGUCUCGAGAGUAACCAAACCUUGGUUGACAACCACAGGAGGAACUCAUGAAGUGGCGAUGUCAGACUCUAGUGUACAAACAGUGAACACGUCAUCAUUGCCUGCGGUUAAGGAGACAACACCUGUAACCGAAGAGCCUAUGGUGACGAGUCAGGGGACGACGAUAACGGUGACAUCAACAAUUCCCACAACAUCGAAAAUAGCUGUAAACGGGACUUCUGUGUUUGAAAACUCUUCAGGAGACAUCCCAACGACUGCUUCUGAAACAGUUACCAGCGAGGCUGCUGUCGUUGUGUCAACAUCUUCAUCCGAGUUAGGAUUAACGACCCGAGAUACAAAACAAGAAGUUGCAGAAUCAUCUACAACAUCAGCAACAUUACCAGGACAGACACUUCAAACAAAUGGUUUUAUUUCCUUAGAGACAACUUCAGAAACAUUAACAUCGGAGAUGACAGUUGAGCCGACAAGAAGAGAGAGCACGUUGGACAUCACACUAGCGACGGAAGCACAAGUUCAGAAUUGCAUACCACCGGGAACACUGAUAUAUCUUCAGAAGUUUUAUCACAGUCUUUGUCAACCUCAAAGCAAGCAGAUGACGAGUCGACGAUAA